AUGACUGAGACCGAGGUCUUGCUGCUUGCCGCACUUCAAGAGUCCCACAAAAGUAACGAAUACCUCACAAACCGAAACAUCGCCCUGCAGGCAGGGAAUUUGCUGAAUGAGGUGUAUUGUGUGAAAGCGAAGGGUGCGCUUCAGUUCCAGGAGGAGAAGAAAAAGAAAAAGAAGCGGCAAGGGACUCUUCCAGAUGGUUUACCAUGUGUCUUGAAAGGGGAUAGGUUCUAUGAGGAACGGGUGAAUUUUGAGAAGGAGCGUCAGGCAGAGGAAAGGGAAAAGGACAAUAGAAAGGACUUACAAGCAGAGUGGAAAGCGGCAAAGGAGAAGUGGCAGCAGGCUGAGGAUGCACGAAAGGAGCUGAAAGAACAUGAGACUGCCAAGUACGAGGAAGCAUUGGCAGUAUGGAAAGCGGUGAAUGAGGGGCAAGGGCGUGGGUGUGGGUGUGGGUGUGGUGGAGGUAAUGCUGGACAAAAGCCAGUUAUGGCCGCAAUUCCGAAAUGGGUACCUCCACCAUUGUUGAAGGACUUUCUAACAGGCUGGACUGGAACAGGGCUUGCAGAGGAGGAGGAAGGGGAACAUUUCACAAGCGAUGAAAGCAACAACAGCAACAGAAAAGGCUUAUGUCUGAUUAUCAGAUCAGGGUGA
Messenger RNA from Laccaria bicolor S238N-H82, 648 nucleotides. RefSeq lists its product as uncharacterized. The coding region runs from base 1 to 648 and encodes 215 amino acids. Lineage: Eukaryota; Fungi; Basidiomycota; Agaricomycetes; Agaricales; Hydnangiaceae. The transcript has a single exon. The record is from RefSeq and is a predicted model, not a curated record.